This is a messenger RNA of Rotaria socialis, 4479 nucleotides long. The record is from the annotation of a GenBank genome assembly. Lineage: Eukaryota; Metazoa; Rotifera; Eurotatoria; Philodinida; Philodinidae.
AUGUCUGUCACAAGUCGUUUUGUUGCUAUCGAUGCUUCGCUCAAAAACGUCUCACCUAUUCAUGGCUAUGAAAGUGAAAGUCUUGUGUCAAUCGAAGAAGCGCUUAAAGAUGUCGAGUCUUUAAUCAAUGACUUACCUUCUCGUAUAAAGGUGGCUAGAGAAAAAUGCCAUUUUCCAUCGGAACAUGGAUUAACGCAGGACGAAUCAGCUUCUAUCUAUAUUUAUACAAUGGAAUGGGGUAACUCUUCUUUGUAUCGUGUAUUAAAUAAAGCAUUAAGAUCUAAAAAGCGGCAAGCAUUAAAGACGUGGUUUCCAUAUUUAAAACUAUUUGAUGUAGCGCUGAAUAAGCUACCUGGUGCAAAAGAAGUUGUAUGGAGAGGUGUGCCUCUGGAUAUUGGGAAAGAUUUCAUCAAAAACCAAACGCUGACGUGGUGGAGCAUCAAUUCAUGCUCGUCUUCAGUUGAUGUUAUUAAAGGUUUUCUCGGUGUGGAUAAAAAGUCCACUCUUUUUCUUAUUGAAACCUGCAAUGGAAGAAAAAUAUCUGGAUAUACAGCACAUGCAGAUGAAGAUGAAAUGAUUUUACCUAUAGGCUCAAAAUUUCGUGUGAAGAGUAAUUCUUUAGAUCAGUCUUACGGUUCACACGUCGUACAUUUGAUUGAAAUUGAUGCUAAGAUUGAUCAAUCCGGAGCAUUGGUUAUGAAUCAAAUGAAAUCGAAUGCCAUACCUCCAUGUAAAAAUUCCUUGGAUGCUACGGAAAUUUUUAUGAGUCUCCGAAUGGACGAUGUGCUGGAAUGCGCAAUGAGUAUCCUUCACACAGAUUCUAAGUUGAAAGGUCUUAUCGAAAAAGAACUCCAAAAAUUGGCUGUUGGUGACACCGGUGAGCUAUUUGCGAUUUUUUAUGGCUCAAGUAUGAUUGCUAAUGCUAAAAUUGAUAAGCCUGAUGAAAAAGAAAUUUUAUACUUGCUACUAAAUUAUUUAUUGUCAAAAAUCGAAAAUGAAGGAGAAACAGAUGAAACAACAAAACUUUUCUCGUUUUCGGACGAGCAAAAGAAUAAAAUGAAGAGUAUAUUUCAACUACUAAAGCAAUGGCUUGUGGAUCUGAUAAUAGUAAAAUCGAUUAAAAAAUCCUCAGAACAAAUUCAAGAAAUAAAGAGUUAUGCCACAUCAUUACAAAAAAGACUUCAAAAUCUACAAGGCAUCUGUAUUUUACCAAGUGGUUUUGCAAAAGUUACUUGGAAUACGUCUAAUUUUUCGAAUUUUCUCAUGUUAGAAUCAGAAUAUACUGGUCCACAUUCCACGGCCUCGAUUAUUGAAUUUAAAAGUAAAAAAUAUAAACAUUUAACUCAGAUAGAUCCGAUAAGUCUUUAUGAUAGAUCAUUUCGCGAACUUACAGCAGAUAAAAUAAGUUUGGGAUUAGAAAUCAAGAAGAUCCCACCAGAGAACUUUGAUGAUAAUUUUUUUUUACUUCUGAUGACACUUAGAAUUAUAGCAGCUAGCGAGAGUUACGAAUCUUCAUACCUUUACGAGAUUGUUUUAUCGAAGCUUGGUGGUAAAGGACACAUCAACAAUGAAAAGGAAUUCUUCGUCAAUCUAGAAGAAAAAGGCUUCCUACACGAAGAUUUGCAAGGAUUAAAGCUUAUUCAAAGUCAUAUCACUAGUAGUCUCGGUUCUUCUUCAAGUAAUGCGAUACGAAAACAAAUCUCUUUGGACACAAUUAGUUUUGGAAAAGAUAUAAGUAACACAGAACUAAUUCAGUUUAGUGAAAUGUUGGAUGAAAUUACUAAAUAUUACGGAUUUAAUCGAGUAAUUCAAAUUUCUCAGUUAAUAGAACAUUUUGUAUUUUCGAUUGCACAACAUAAUGGAUUCAGAAAUUGGUAUAGUAAUGAGAAAUAUGAUCCCGAAUCAACUCUGAUUUUAAUUCGUGUCGCACUUCUGUAUUAUAACUGCUCAGCUAUCAUUACAUCUGAAUUAUUUCCGGAUGAAAAGUUUUCGUAUGAGCCAACUUACUAUACAAAAUUAGUUCUAGUCUUAUUCGGACUUCUAGCAAUGGUGGACGAUCUAGUCAGAAAUGAUAAAACAGUUGGUUCUAGCCUGACAAAUUAUACACUAAGCACUGAAUUAUGGAAUAUUUCUUUGAAAUCAGUCCUUCCACAAAUAGCUUUACCAGAGAGAAAAUGGUUUUGCCUAUUAAAUAAUAUUAAAGUGUACUUCAAUUUAUCAGCUACUAAUACUGAAAAAAGUAUUGUGCCAGGAAAAUUCCUUUUUCACUAUUCGUCACUCUCAAUGGAAAAUGACUCCGAUAAAAAUAAUAUAGAUGUGAUUUUUAUGCUAAAUGUUUUGAAAAAUAAUUUCACAGGCAAUUACAAGAAAUUUGAAGAAACUUUCAAAGAAGUUAAAGUAGAUGAAUUGAAAAAUAAAUGGCAAGAACUCUUAUUUUCUGAUAAGUAUAUACCGGAGUCGUUAAGACAUUUGAGAGAUAUUACAUAUUUGUCUCAAUUGUCCUUGUUUGGCUUUUCUGUACGAGCCAUAAAGAAAAUAAAAUCUCCAGAGAUCACAUCUAGGGACACAUAUCGUCGUUUCAAAUUUAGUUGUAGCGCAUCUCCUUCAAUUUCCGCUUUAGAAAUUGACAUGAAGGGUUCCGCAGAUAAAUGGAGAUUUGUUGAUUUUACAUUACCUAAAAAUCGAAACAAAUAUCAAAGACUGAUUGCAUCCGACUUUGACCAAAAAAACAAUAUUAGUAUGAGUGAAAAUGAAAUAAUUGGUACUCAGAGCGAAAAACCAGACAACUUGAGUAGACCCCAAUAUUAUCGUUUAAAUUCUAUACAACUAUACGAUGAUCUAAAAUUUACAUUGAUCUAUAUUGCAUUGAAAAACGAUGAGAUUAACUUCGAAACGGAAGAGCAUUGCUAUUUAGUUAAGCAAGUAUUGCAUAAAGUAGGGAUAUGUGAAGAGCGUUGUUUAUUAGAAAAACAAUUUCAGAACGAAAACUUUGCUACUGUAUUAGUUAAAAAAUUUAUUGAAAUAGUUUUAGAUUUACAGGAAAGAAUUGUACAGUAUAAAUCGAUAGGUCAUGCAUUAGAUAUACUAAUAUAUUUGUAUGCUUUUUGCUCUGAUAAUGCUAAGCAGUUGAUUGACAGAUGCCUAGAAGGUCUUCGUGUCGCAGUGCUGAAGUAUAUCAAUGAGAAAACCAUGACAUCAAAUAUCAAGAAUAGGCAAGAUGUAGAAUCUAUCUUGAGCUGUUAUUACAUUUUAACAUUCAAAAACUCAGUGAUGAUCGAUGAAAAACAAGUCUCGCAAAUUCUUAAACUGAGAAUAUUGAUAGAUAAUAAUUCCAAACUGUACGGCUUCAUACCGGCAAGCUUGUACACAAAAACAAUGAUAAGUCUUUUUGAGCUGAGUUCAAAAAUUGAAAGUGUUAUCGAUAAAAAUUUAAGCAUGCUAGAUGGUUACGUUUCGAGUUCGCAUGGCUCAUGGAAAAAAGAUGCAAGCAUGAAUUUUUAUGUUAAAGAUAGUUAUUCUUUUCUGCAUUUGAAGGGUCGUUUAUUUCAUAACGGCCAUCCUUUAGUAUGUUUCCCCGAUCAAAUUUUUAAUAAUUCACAGUAUAAAGAAUGUUUUGGAAUACAAAAUUUUCUAGUAGAAGGUGUCGAUAGAAAUGUUUUCGGACAAAUAUUGCGCUGUUAUGAAACAAAAAGGAAAGAAUCUGAAAAUUUUCGAAUUACUUGCCUUGGCGGCAAUAAUAUUUGGAUUGAAAAUAAGAACGAAACAUUUGUACCAAAAACUUAUUUAAGCAAAUUGCCAAGAUUCUUGCUACAAAACUCUACGCACUUCGAUAAUGACCAAACAGUUUAUUAUAGUCAUUGGUGGAACGAGAAUAAAAUAUAUAUUAGAAAUCACGAUAAAAAAAUUUUAAAAGACGAAAAUAAAAAUGCGGAAUUCACAAUAGACUUGAAGACUAAUGAAAUUUAUUCUAAUGAGCAUAAAAAAUAUCUUAUUCCUUUUGUUAAAGAUGGAUUUGAUCAGUCAAAUGUGUUAUAUUCGAUAUUUUCUCGAUUUGAAGACCAAAAUUAUAUAUUAGCCUUAAAAGAUCGUGAACAAGAUAGUGAACCAGUCAUGAUUUUUCUAUCUAGACUAAACUUAAAAUUCAAACUUUCAGGCACAAAAGUCAUAUCUGAAGAUUUUAAAGAUUAUUGUUUAAGUCCAGAUCAACACAUUGAUACAUUAUUUGGAUUAUCACAAUAUUUAGUAUUAGAGCCAGACAUUCAACAUAAGUUUCCAAUUAGAUUCAAUAGAAAAAUAAUUAUAGCGUAUCAUCCAAUUGAAAAAAAACCAUUCUACUCUAAUAUAAUUCAGUUUAAUUUGAAUAAAGUUGGAAAGCCAGCAUAUUUUUCAUAUGAAAUCGCAUACAAUGGGGUAUAUGAUUUCAAUCUGAAUUGUGCACAAAAAAAUGACCCAUCAUUUCAAAAAGAAAUGGGGGUCUAG